CUCCUCCCCCUCCCCCCACCCACAACCCCCCCGCUGCAGAUCGGAAAUGGCGCACAGUGAUGUGGCCAAGUACCUGAACAUCGACGAGGACCAGAUCCUCCGGCAGCUCUCCGAGAAGGAGCUGGAGCAGUUGGAUUACGAGUUGGCGGAGAUGGACCCUGAGAAUGCUCUCUUGCCAGCGGGAAUGCGACAGAGAGACCAGACCAAGAAGAACCCGACAGGGCCCUAUGACCGAGACCAGCUGCUGGGCUACCUGGAGAAGGAGGCCAUGGAGGUGGAGGACCGGGAGGAUCUGAUCCCCUUCACCGGCGAGAAGCGGGGAAAGCCAUUUGUUGCUAAGGAGUGCGAGAAGACGCAGUUUGAGAAGGACGCUGAUGUGAUUCUGGAACCAGAGCUGGAGGAAGCUCUUGCCAAUGCAACUGAUGCUGAGAUGUGUGACAUCGCUGCUAUCCUGGGAAUGUACAAACUGAUGAGCAACAAGCAGUAUUACGACGCACUGGGGAGUGGAGGGAUCAUGAACACAGAGGGGAUAAACAGUGUGGUGAAACCAGACGCCUAUGAGUACAAGCCAUUUCCCGAUGAACCCCCCAAUGAUACGAACGUGGAGGACACUCUUGGAAAGAUUAAGAACAACGAUCAGGGCCUGGUCGAAGUCAACCUGAACAACAUUAAGGACAUUCCCAUCCAGACGCUGAAGGAGUUUGCCGAAGCCAUGAAGCGUAACACUCAUGUGAAGAAACUCUCCAUGGCGGCCACUCGCAGCAACGACCCCGUCGCUCACGCUGUGGCUGCAAUGUUGAGGGAGAACUCCGCACUGAAGAGUCUUAAUAUCGAGUCGAACUUUAUCAGUGGAGCAGGCAUGAAGGCGAUAGCUAGCGCAAUGAAAGAGAACAGCACCCUGAUAGAAUUGAAAAUAGACAACCAGCGCCACCAGCUCGGCGAUGUUACGGAGAUGGAGAUUGCCAACAUGCUGGAGCAGAACACAACCAUUGUCCGAUUUGGCUAUCAUUUCACACAGCAAGGCCCACGGGCCAGAGCAAUGGCUGCUCUCACUAAGAACAACGAACUGUUACGACAGCAAAGAAAGCGGUGAGGACCAGCUCGUGGACCCAUCGAUGGAUUUGAAACCAGACUGCGUGUGCCGUCUUCUGUGUGUGGGCUGGGCUGGGCUGGGCUGGGGUGGGGCCUUCGGUCCCCUUUUGGACAGUCCGCAUUGUGUCGAGGGCAACAUGGGUACGUUCGACAGUGUGUCCAGUGCUUUAUUAGACCCUAUGGAGCCGUGACAAGGCUUCCCUCCUUUGCUAGGCUAAUUUGGGGAGGGGAAGACAUGGAUAUCGGAUGGAAGUGAAAUAAAAUGCAGAUGCAA
Molecule: messenger RNA, 1366 nt
Organism: Carcharodon carcharias (great white shark)
Lineage: Eukaryota; Metazoa; Chordata; Chondrichthyes; Lamniformes; Lamnidae
Gene: tmod4
Product: tropomodulin 4 (muscle)
Exons: 9
Coding region: 47-1093 (348 amino acids)
Biological process (GO): muscle contraction; myofibril assembly; pointed-end actin filament capping
Cellular component (GO): myofibril; striated muscle thin filament
Molecular function (GO): tropomyosin binding
Source: RefSeq, a predicted model, not a curated record